Messenger RNA from Hermetia illucens (black soldier fly), 3999 nucleotides. RefSeq names its product structural maintenance of chromosomes protein 1A (gene SMC1). The record is from RefSeq and is a predicted model, not a curated record. Lineage: Eukaryota; Metazoa; Arthropoda; Insecta; Diptera; Stratiomyidae. Gene Ontology annotation, biological process: sister chromatid cohesion. The transcript is spliced from 17 exons. Gene Ontology annotation, molecular function: DNA binding; ATP binding; protein binding. Bases 204 to 3890 code for a protein of 1228 amino acids. Gene Ontology annotation, cellular component: cohesin complex; chromosome; nucleus.
UGAAAAAAACAUUCGAAACGGCUUUAUAGUUUUCCACCUAACUGUAUAACCUCAUAUAUUCCAAUAAGAAUUUAUCCCGAGUUGGCAAUGCCGGUUUCUGAGGAGCCAAAUUGACAUCUUGACAGUAAACAGCCAGACAUUUUUGGAGGGACGCAUUAGCCAAAGUAUUCUGAAAUAGUUUUGGUUGAAGAAAAUUAUCCAAAAUGCCCGACGCACCGAAGAUCGAGGCAUUUCUCGAGUUUAUAGAGAUGAAGGAUUUCAAAUCCUACAAAGGCCGCAUAUCAGUAGGACCCUUAAAACAGUUUACAGCCGUCAUAGGCCCGAAUGGGUCAGGCAAAUCAAACUUCAUGGACGCCAUCAGUUUCGUUAUGGGGGAAAAGACCUCUAGUUUGCGUGUGAAGCGGUUGAAUGAUUUGAUCCAUGGCGCAUCGGUUGGUAAGCCCGCGUCGCGUUCUUGCUAUGUUACCGCGAAGUUUUUGGUAGGUCCAGAGAAGGUUCAGAAGAGUUUCUGUCGAGCAGUUGUUUCGGGAUCAUCGGAAUACAGAAUUGAUGACAGCGUUGUUUCGAGCAACACAUAUUUGUCGGAAUUGGAGAGGUUGGGAAUAAACGUGAAAGCGAAGAACUUCCUUGUAUUCCAGGGAGCCGUCGAAAACAUUGCUAUGAAAAGUGCGAAAGAGCGGACAGCCCUCUUUGAAGAAAUAAGCGGGUCCGGUCUGUUGAAAGACGAAUACAAUCGAUUGAAGCAAGAAAUGCACCAAGCCGAGGAAGAGACCCAGUUUACAUAUCAGAAAAAGAAAGGUAUUGCUGCGGAACGUAAAGAAGCUAAAUUGGAGAAAAUGGAAGCUGACCGCUAUGCUCGCCUCAAGAAGGAAUAUGGUGAAAAGCAAAUCCAGUACCAACUAUUCCGCUUAUAUCACAUCGAAAACGACAUUGACAAGCUCAAUGAUGACUUGAAAGCGAAGCAGCAAGAAAUACAUGCUGUCGAGAAGAAGAAGGAAGAGGCAGACGACGUGCUGAAAGAAAAGAAGAAAGAAGCUGGAAAAUUCAACCGUGAAUUGGCGAAAGCGGAGCAGCAAAUUCGUGAAGUGGAAACGGAAAUGAGUAAAAAACACCCGCUGUUCAUAAAGGCGAAAGAAAAAGUUUCUCACUGCGAGAAGAAAUUGGCGUCCGUGCUGAAAACUUUAGACCAGGCCCGAAAAGCCGAUGAGGCUCACCAGGCAGACAUUCGUGUGUUGGAGAAGGAACUCGAAGGUAUCGAAGAAAUGAAACGUAAAUUCGAGGAAGAAAUCGAACAAGAAUCGCAGCGUCGUGGUAGUAAUGUGCACAUGGACGAAGGACUUGUCUCAGAAUAUGAUCGCCUCAAACAACAAGCGGAGUCGACAGCGACACAAUAUCGUUCAAAUUUGGAUUCAAUAAAUCGCGAACAAAAGUCCGAUCAGGAUUUACUUGAUAGUGAAGUUAAUCGCAAGGCUUCAGUAGAAGAACAGUUGAAAAAGUGCAGUCUGCAACGUGACGAAGCGGUAAAACGCAAGGAAAAGUUGAUGGAUCAUAUCAAAUCAAGCCAAGCUGCGUUGGAGGAUCAGAACCGGAUUAAGGACGAAUUACGACGUGAUGUAGGAUCGUCCAAAGAGAAGAUUGCAGACAAACAACGUGAACUCGAGUCGGUUCGCGAUCAAUUGGGAGACGCCAAAGUUGAUAAACACGAGGAUGCAAGGCGUAAGAAAAAACAAGAAGUUGUUGAAUUGUUCAAACGAGAAGUUCCAGGAGUGUACGAUCGAAUGAUUAACAUGUGUCAGCCAACGCACAAACGAUAUAAUGUGGCUGUCACUAAGGUUUUGGGAAAGUAUAUGGAAGCUAUUAUUGUUGACACAGAAAAAACGGCUAGACGAUGCAUUCAGAUUUUGAAAGAAAAGAUGUUAGAAGUCGAGACCUUUUUGCCACUGGAUUAUCUACAAAUCAAACCGUUAAAAGAGCGUUUACGUAACAUAAGCGAACCACGAAAUGUUAAAUUGGUGUUUGAUGUUUUGAAAUUUGAUCCGCCAGAGAUUGAGAGGGCGGUUCUUUUCGCAACAAACAAUGCUCUCGUAUGUGAAACUCCUGAAGAUGCAAUGCGAGUGGCAUACGAAAUAGAUCGCAGUCGCUACGAUGCACUUGCUCUGGAUGGAACAUUCUAUCAAAAGUCUGGCAUCAUUUCUGGAGGUAGCCAUGAUCUGGCCAGAAAAGCAAAACGUUGGGAUGAGAAACAUAUGGCUCAACUGAAAAUGCAAAAGGAGAAGUUGAAUGAAGAACUGAAAGAGUUGAUAAAACAAUCCAGGAAGCAAAGUGAACUGGCAACUGUUGAGAGUCAAAUUAAAGGCCUGGAAAAUCGCCUCAAAUACAGCAUGGUUGAUUUGGAAUCAUCGAAAAAAACAAUCAGUCAGUUCGACAGACAACUUCAAGAUCUUCAGGAUUCGGUUCAGGAGUUUGGCCCUAAGAUAGCUGAGAUCGAACGUCGUAUGCUAAAACGUGACCAAAAGAUUCAGGAGAUAAAAGAGAACAUGAAUAACGUAGAGGAUAUAGUAUUUGCCAACUUUUGUCGCCGCAUCGGCGUUCAGAACAUUCGCCAGUUCGAGGAACGUGAAUUAGUUAUGCAGCAAGAGCGGGCUAGGAAACGUGCCGACUUUGAGCAACAAAUCGAUACGAUCAACACGCGGUUGGAUUUUGAAAAAGAGAAAGAUACUCGAAAGAACGUUGAACGUUGGGAACGAACUGUUCAGGAUGAGCAGGAUGCUCUAGAGGGACUAAAAUCAGCCGAAGCCCGUUAUCGCAAGGAAAUCGACCAGGAUAAAGAUAAAAUUGAACAACUUAAGCAGCAGAAGCAAACCAAGAAAUCUGCUUCAGAUGAGAUGGAGGAAGAAAUUUCAAAAGCUCGUCGAGAUGUUGCUAAUUUAGCUAAGGAAAUUCAUAAUCUAACCAGCCAAGCUUCGAGUAUUGAGUCGAAAAUUGAGACGAAGAAAAAUGAACGUCAUAACUUGCUCUUGCAGGCUAAGAUGGACUGUUUGAGAAUACCACUUCUAAGAGGAUCGUUAGAUGACGCUGUCCGUCAGAGUGACUCAGAGAAUCCAAGCACAACUACUUCAAUGAUAUUGGAAAAAGAAAACAAUAUUGAGGUUGAUUACUCAUCUUUACCGCGAGAAUACACAAAACUAAAAGAUGAUUCAGCAUUCAAAAAAGUGAAUGAAUCACUACAAAAGGAGCUGCAAUCAAAAUUGGACACUUUGGAACGAAUUCAAACACCAAACAUGAAGGCUAUGCAAAAGUUAGAUCACGUCUCUCAGAAGGUGGCAUCGACAAAUGAGGAGUUCGAAAAUGCUCGUAAAAAAGCCAAGAAAGCUAAAGCGGCAUUUGAGAAAAUUAAAAAUGAACGCACGGACAAAUUUAAUCGAUGCAGUGUACAUGUGGCUGAAGCGAUAGACGGCAUUUACAAACAAUUGGCAAGAAACGAUGCUGCACAGGCUUAUCUUGGACCUGAUAAUCCAGAAGAGCCAUAUUUGGAUGGUAUCAACUAUAAUUGUGUUGCACCUGGUAAACGUUUCCAACCGAUGAGUAAUCUUAGCGGUGGAGAAAAGACAAUUGCUGCACUUGCUCUUUUAUUUGCGAUACACAGUUUCCAACCCGCACCAUUUUUCGUACUGGAUGAAAUCGACGCAGCUUUAGAUAAUACUAAUAUCGGAAAAGUUGCAUCUUACAUUCGUGAAAAUACUACAAACUUGCAGACAAUUGUUAUAUCGCUCAAAGAGGAAUUCUAUGGUCAUGCUGACGCACUUGUUGGCAUCUCACCAGCUGUCGGAGAUUGUCUCAUUUCGAACGUGUAUUUGUUCGAUCUUAAAAGUUUCGAUGAAUCAGUUUAAGAGGAACAAUUAGAUUCUUAAGUUAAAGGGCCAAGAGCAUUUUCAAAUUAUUCUACUUUAUAUAUGACCUUUAUUAUAUACCAAUAAAGUUAAUUAUUUAGAAACAGAA